AUGUCAUCUGACAUCAAAGUUUACACCGUUAACGGUGCUCCCUCCAACUCGACCACCUCCCUUCCCGAUUGGCUUGUAAGAAAGCGUGCGGCCAAAGGCAAAUCAAAACGUGAAAUCAGAGAACACGUACAAGGGACCAUCGAUCUUGUCCAACACUUCGAGUUCCCCGAAGCCAGUAAUCGCAUAAAGACGACCAGGGAUGGACAUCAUGCUAUGGCUACCGGAACAUACAAGCCACAAAUUGCCAAAGGCAAAUCAAAACGUGAAAUCAGAGAACACGUACAAGGGACCAUCGAUCUUGUCCAACACUUCGAGUUCCCCGAAGCCAGUAAUCGCAUAAAGACGACCAGGGAUGGACAUCAUGCUAUGGCUACCGGAACAUACAAGCCACAAAUUCGGGUAUAUGACCUAGACCAGUUGAGCAUGAAAUUUGAAAGACAUACAGAUGCUGAGAAUGUGGACUUUCUUAUAUUAUCAGAUGACUGGACAAAGUCUCUUCAUCUCCAAAAUGACCGUACACUAGAACUCCAUACACAAGGAGGAUUCCAUUAUCGUACACGAAUACCCAAGUUUGGACGCACAUUAGCAUACCAUUUUCCAUCCUGUGAUGCUCUGGUCGCUGGCGCCGGGUCCGAGGUAUACCGUCUCAACCUCGCCCAGGGGAGAUUCAUGGCCCCCUUCUCACUUGAAUCUGAUAUAGAGGGUGUAAAUGCCAUAGACAUCAAUCCUGCACACCAAUUAUUUGCGUUUGGUGUCGACGGCCGUAGUGUUGUAGAUUUUUGGGAUCCACGCGCAAAGGCCAGGCUAAGUUCACUCGAACUGCCAGUGGGAAGACGGUGUGACGGCUUUAUCCUCGAGAGGCGAUGGAUUGUCAUUGGCGCACGGCCGUUUGCGACCAAGGACCAGGGAUAUGGUCUCCCUGUACAAUCGGUCUCAUGGAUUGAGGGAGGGAGUAGGAUGGCGGGAGAUGGAUUGGUUAUCAGUGCCGACAGGAAAGUCGUUAAGAUUUGGGAUCGCAACUCUCCUGGGUCUGACACAUUCGGCACACCUACAUUAAAACCUUAUAUGCAUGGGUUCUUCCUCUCUCUCAAACUAUACGACGCCGCACGGCUCAUUGCAAAUCCGUUUGCUUACGAGGAGCACCGCGAGCGUGUGGUCCGCGAUAAGCUUGAGAAACUCUCCGAGAGUCGGAUUCGGUCCAAGGGAGGAGAGAGUGUCAAGGUUAACAAGGCACUUGCAGAGAGAGCAAAGCGACUGGAAAGGAAGAAAGAGAAGGAGGGCAAAGAAGGAGUGUCGUUGCUCUCCGAUCCUCGUUUCGCAGAGGUAUUCGAGAAUCCCGAAUUCGAGGUCGAUACGGAGAGUCGAGAGUAUGGGUUGCUUAAUCCGUCCACAUCUUCUAAAUCUGCUCCAAGGGACCGAACAGCCGUCGAGUCUGAAGAAGAAGAUACCGAAAAGUCAUCUUCUGAUGGUCUUGGCUCUGGUUCUGAGUCGGACUCCGACCUCGGUUCCGAGGAUGGGAUGGAAAUGGACGAUGAUAGUGAUAGUAGUCGGGAAGGCGAUCUGGUGGCAUAUGACCCACGCUCUCGUCCACUAUCCAAAUCUCAGCCUCAUUCUGUUCCCCAACGGAAACAAACAGGGCCUCGUCUAACCACUUCCAGAACACGGGCUGCUCCAUCCAAACCAAAACAGCACAGCCUAGGUAAGGAUGCGCACGUGAACUCCCUAGAAGAUGGUGGAUUCGAGAUGUCGUUCGUUCCCUCUGGAAAGUCUGAUAGGCCGGAGCGGAAGACUAAUAGGCCUACUGGCGGCAAGAAGGUUGAGAGAUUCGGGGCCGGUAUGGAACGUGGAGGUUGGAGAGAUGAUGACUCUGUAUGGGGACUCUUCACUAAUGGACUGUCAAGAAAUACAUCUGGUGAGACAUCUGUCUCGAAGACCGUUUGUAAUUGCCAGAUGGGGGUCAAACAAACUACCUCCGCGUUAACCAUGUCAUCAUCCUUGGCGCUCGGCGAGCGGUUACGUAACUCUGGAUUUUACCUACUCGUGCCUCGCGGGGGAUAUCGAUGGCUCGUCUACGCGCGGAAGAUGGCUUCUCCAACCGCGAGUGAUGACUUUCCUACGCGCGGUUCGGGUCACAGAUUCAUCGCAACUCUCGUCUCUUUGUGGCUAGCCACACUACCUCCUGCUGCUUUUGCCGCAGGCUCGGGCCCAGUGGUACAUGGCGCGGAUGGUCUGUCUUACGUUGGGACUCGAAAUACCACCUCCCGUCAGGACUACUUUCUCGGUAUCCCGUUUGCCCAGCCUCCAGUUGGUCGACUGCGCUUUAAGCCGCCAGUCGCUUGGGCUCCUGGCAACACUACAGAAGUGGAUGCGACCCAGUUUGGUGCAACUUGUCAACAACCCACCGGAUACGUUCCGAUUAACAACGCCCUUUCCGAAGACUGUCUGACUCUGAAUAUAUGGAAACCAACGGAUGUGACCGAGAAGCUUCCUGUUAUGGUUUAUAUUUACGGAGGCGCCUUUUUCCUAGGAGACACACUAACCUACCCUGGAGCAUUCCUUGUAAACAGAGCCAAUGAGAUAGGAAAGCCAAUCAUUUACGUCUCUAUUAACUACCGCGUUGGUAUCUACGGAUUUCCACCGGGCCAAGCGGCGUAUGAUGCAGGAGGACGUAAUCUUGGAUUCAAGGACCAACGUCUUGCGCUCGAAUGGGUUAAUGAAAACAUUGGGUACUUUGGAGGCGAUUCCACUAAAGUAAGGAGUUCUACGGUUACUUUGUUUGGCACAUCCGCUGGAGGAAUUAGUGCAGGCGUUCAAACCUUUUACAAAAAAGGCGAAAUAGGUGGGCUUUUCCAUGGAAUAAUCUUAGAGUCUGGAUCACCUGGGACUGUUCGUGCACUUAAACCCGACCAUCCGAUACGAGAAGCUGGAUUCCGGUUUCUCGCAAAUGCUACAGGAUGCCUGAGUGGCCCAUCUGUCUGCGACCUUCGUACUCUUCAGCCCGACGGUCCGAUACCAGCGGCUGGAUUCCAGCUUAUCGCGAAUGCGACAGGGUGCUUGGGUGACCCAUCCGUGUUUGAGUGCAUACAGAAAGCACCAGCUGAUGUUCUCAGUCAAGCCAACGUCGAUGUGCUUGCGCUUGAACCGACAAUAUUCGGGCCAAGUUACUCACCAGAAGACGACUUUAUUGCCGAGCCUGUACGCGAUAUUUUGUACAGCGGCAAGUUUGCGAAAGUACCAUUUAUCAAUGGAGCUCAACUCGAUGAAGGUCCUAUUCUUAUCGAUAUGCUGGCAACCAACUUUAGUUCUGAACAAGAUAUCGUCGACUGGCUUACAUCUGGUUUUGGAAUGUCGAACUUAACCGCUAUCAAUGAGUUAUUGAAGUUCUACUCCACCUCACCUGCGGCUGGGUCACCUUAUGGGACUGGUGACGAGACAUUUGACAAAGGGCCCCAGUUCAAGAGAAUCGCUAGUGCAUUGGGAGACUACUUGUUCCAAGCACCCCGCCGAGAUCAUCUCACCUACGCAACCAAGUUCGGAGUAAAAUCCUGGUCCUACAUACUCAAGGAAUCAUCCUUGGGAUUCCCACCCAAGUAUGGCAUUGCCCAUGGCGGGGAUAUACCGUUUGUGUUUCAAACACUAGACAUUAAUCACCCCAACGCCCCUCAGGCAGCGAUUGAGUUGAUGAAAACAAUCGGGUCCUACUGGGUGAAUUUCGCAUAUAGCCUAGAUCCGAAUGCAGGAGGGGACAAUCUUCCUCUCUGGCCACAAUACGGAGAGGAAAAGGUUGCAUUGCAACUACUGGGGUCCAAUGUAACAACAAUAGAAGACACAGAUAGGACUGAGGCUACCGAUUUCAUCCUCAAGAAUGACGGAUCCUUCUAA
Messenger RNA from Rhizoctonia solani, 3882 nucleotides. RefSeq names its product Carboxylesterase family. The transcript is spliced from 21 exons. Gene Ontology annotation, biological process: maturation of SSU-rRNA from tricistronic rRNA transcript (SSU-rRNA, 5.8S rRNA, LSU-rRNA). Gene Ontology annotation, cellular component: small-subunit processome; nucleus; 90S preribosome. Bases 1 to 3882 code for a protein of 1293 amino acids. Gene Ontology annotation, molecular function: protein binding. NCBI's taxonomy places the organism in Eukaryota, Fungi, Basidiomycota, Agaricomycetes, Cantharellales, Ceratobasidiaceae. The record is from RefSeq and is a predicted model, not a curated record.